Molecule: messenger RNA, 1524 nt
Organism: Danaus chrysippus (African queen)
Lineage: Eukaryota; Metazoa; Arthropoda; Insecta; Lepidoptera; Nymphalidae
Source: the annotation of a GenBank genome assembly
AUGACGACUACCUCUGAAAGUCCCUCUCUGAUGAACACGGUCCCUGUGGGCUUCAAAGGUUACGGGCUGUCUCCCGGCCAGCUGACGUCAUCAGGCAGCUUCUCGUACAGCGACGGGAACACGUACAGCAUCACGCACGGCUCGGUCAUCAUCGCCGCCAUCACGUCAUGCACCAACACGUCCAACCCGAGCGUCAUGUUGGGGGCCGGUCUACUAGCAAAGAAGGCUGUAGAAAACGGUCUGUCUGUCCUUCCAUACAUCAAGACUUCGUUAUCACCAGGGUCGGGUGUGGUCACAUAUUAUUUGAAGGAGUCCGGUGUGGUUCCGUAUCUAGAGAAGUUGGGUUUCAACAUAGUAGGUUACGGAUGUAUGACGUGCAUCGGUAACUCCGGCCCUAUAGAUGACAACAUCGCGAAUACUAUAGAAAAGAACGAGUUAGUUUGCUGUGGCGUGCUCUCCGGUAACAGAAACUUCGAGGGUCGCAUACAUCCUAACACAAGAGCCAACUAUCUAGCGAGUCCCUUGCUUGUUAUAGCGUAUGCUCUAGCCGGGACCGUUGAUAUCGACUUUGAGAAACAACCGCUGGGGUCGCGCGCGGAUGGCUCGCCGGUGUUCCUGCGAGACAUCUGGCCGACGCGUGCUGAAAUACAGGAAAUAGAGAACAAAUAUGUCAUACCUGGCAUGUUCAAGGAGGUGUAUGAAAAAAUAGAGCAAGGUUCUUCUUCGUGGCAGACGCUACAAGUACCUCAAGGCAAGCUCUACAACUGGGACGAAAGUUCCACAUAUAUUAAGAGACCGCCGUUCUUCGAUGGCAUGACUAGAGAGUUACCUUCCAUAAAGAGUAUCUCGGGCGCCAGGUGUCUGUUGCUGCUGGGUGACUCGGUCACUACAGACCACAUCUCACCCGCUGGCUCUAUAGCCAGGAACUCACCGGCUGCCAGAUAUUUAGCUGAGAGGGGCCUGACUCCUCGCGAGUUCAACUCGUACGGCUCCCGUCGCGGUAACGACGCGGUCAUGUCCCGCGGCACGUUCGCCAACAUACGGCUUGUGAACAAGCUCGCCUCGCCCGGACCACGGACACUACACGUACCAUCGGGAGAUGUGAUGGAUGUGUUCGACGCUGCUCAGAGAUACGCAGAUGAGAAGGUUCCUCUGAUAGCUAUAGUGGGUAAGGACUACGGGUCCGGCUCUAGCAGGGACUGGGCGGCUAAGGGACCGUACUUGUUGGGCAUCCGAGCUGUAAUAGCUGAAUCCUUCGAGAGGAUCCAUCGUUCCAACCUGGUCGGUAUGGGGAUAGUUCCCCUGGAGUUCAUUAACGGAGAGAACGCGGAGAGUUUGGGACUCACCGGCACGGAGAGAUAUGACAUACAUGUACCUCAAGAUGUGAAGACCGGACAGACAUUGACUGUUGAGGUGGACAGCGGUAAAUCAUUCCAAGUGAAAGUUAGAUUUGACACGGAGGUUGACUUGACAUACUUCAGGAACGGAGGCAUCUUGAACUAUAUGAUUAGAAAGAUGCUGUGA